AUGGGUGCUAGGAGCUGGAGCUGGGCUCUGGCCUGGGCUUUUGCAAUGCUGCUCAUGGUGUGGCCGGCAGAGAGCCAGGGCCAAGUGGAGCUGAGCUCUGGCAACACAGAGCACAUCGUGGACCAACAGAGGGUGGAUGGUGCCCCUGCAUCCUCAUCCAGACAACGUGUCACCUUUAUUUCGCCGGGUGCCGUCUUCCCCAGUAUGAGCUCCCAGAAUCCAGCACACAACGGGCGGGUGUGCAGCACAUGGGGCGACUUCCACUAUAAGACCUUCGACGGCGCCGUCUUCCACUUCCCUGGCCUCUGCAACUACGUGUUCAGCGCGCACUGCGGCGCCGCCUAUGAGGACUUCAACAUCCAGCUGCGCCGUGGCCUUGCGGGUUCCAGGCCUGUGGUCACCCACGUGGUCCUCAAGGCCCAAGGGCUGGUGCUGGAACUGUCCAACGGCUCCAUUUGGGUGGACGGACAGAGGGAGGAGCUGCCGUACAGCCGUGCUGGCCUCCUGAUGGAGCAGAGCAGCGGCUAUGUGAAGGUCAGCAUCCGCCUGGUCCUCACCUUCUUGUGGAACGGAGAAGACAGUGCCCUGCUGGAGCUUGACCCCAAGUAUGCCAACCAGACCUGUGGGUUGUGUGGGGACUUCAAUGGACUCCCAUACAUCAAUGAGUUCUAUGCGCACAACACCAGGCUGACUGCUGUUCAGUUUGGAAACCUACAGAAGCUAGAUGGUCCCACAGAGCAGUGCCAGGAUCCUCUGCCCUCACCCGCCGACAACUGCACAGAUGGGGACCAUAUCUGCCGCCACACCCUGCUUGGGCCUGCCUUCGCCGAGUGCAACACGCUUGUUGAUGUCAACGCAUACGUGGCUGCCUGCGUUCAGGACCUGUGUCGCUGCCCCACAUGCCCGUGUGCCACCUUUGCCGAGUAUUCCCGCCAGUGCGCUCAUGCAGGGGGCCAGCCAGAGAACUGGAGGGGCCCUGACCUCUGCCCCUGGAAGUGUCCCCUCAACCUGCAGCAGCAGGAGUGUGGUACGCCCUGUGCAGACACCUGCUCCAACCCUCAGCGUUCCCAGCUCUGUGAAGACCACUGCAUGGAUGGUUGCUUCUGCCCCCCAGGCACGGUUCUGGAUGAUGUCACACACACGGGCUGCCUGCCCCUAGACCAGUGUCCCUGCACCCAUGGUGGACGCACCUAUGCCCCCGGAGCUUCCUUCUCCACCAGCUGCAGAUCCUGCACCUGCUCUGGGGGACUGUGGCAGUGCCAGGAUCUGCCAUGCCCUGGCACCUGCUCUGUGCAAGGCGGCUCCCACAUCUUCACCUACGACGAGAAGCUCUAUGAGGUGCACGGAGACUGCAACUACAUCUUGUCCAAGAAAUGUGCUGACAAUGCCUUCACCGUGCUAGCUGAGCUGCGGAAGUGUGGCCUGACGGACACUGAGAACUGCCUCAAAACUGUGACCCUCAGCCUCAAUGGAGGAGAUACGACCAUCCAGGUCCAGGCUAACGGUGCUGUGUUCCUGAACUCCAUCUACACUCAGCUACCUCUGUCAGCAGCCAACGUCACCAUCUUCAGGCCCUCGUCCUUCUUCAUCCUGGUGCAGACGGGCAUCGGGCUGCAGCUGCAGGUACAGCUGGUGCCCCUCAUGCAGGUGUUCGUCAGGCUGGACUCUUCCCACCAUGGCCAGACAUGUGGCCUGUGUGGGAAUUUUAACCGGAACCAGGCAGAUGACUUCGCGGCCCUGAGUGGAGUGGUGGAGGGCACAGGCGCCGCCUUUGCCAACACUUGGAAGACCCAGGCCACUUGCCCCAAUGCCAAGAACACGUUUGAGGAUCCCUGCUCACUGAGCGUGGAGAAUGAGGACUAUGCGCAGCACUGGUGCUCACUGCUGAACAACCCCACGGGUGUCUUCUCUGCCUGCCACGCCACCGUCAGCCCUGCAGCCUACUACUCGAACUGCAUGUUCGACACGUGUAACUGUGAGAAGAGCGAGGACUGCAUGUGCGCCGCCCUGUCCUCCUACGUGCGUGCCUGUGCGGCCAGGGGCGUGCUUCUCCGAGGCUGGAGGGAUGGUGUCUGCUCCAAGUACAUGAACAACUGUCCCAGGUCCCAGAGCUAUGCCUACGUGGUGGACACCUGCCAGCCCACCUGCCGCUCCCUGAGUGAGGCUGACGUCACCUGUGGCAUCUCCUUUGUGCCUGUGGAUGGCUGUACCUGCCCACCUGGCACCUUCCUCAAUGACGUGGGCUUGUGUGUGCCUCCCGAGGAGUGUCCCUGCUACUUCCGUGGCACUGUGGUGGCUCCUGGGGAGGUUGUCCAAGACGAUGGCAUGGUGUGCUCAUGCACGAGCGGGGAGCUGAGCUGCCUGGGAUCCAUGCUGAAGAGAAGCAUAGGCUGUGCCGCGCCCAUGGUGUACCUGGACUGCAACAACGCCUCGGCCGGCGACCCUGGAGCGGAGUGCCUCAGAAGCUGCUACACGCUCGACGUGGACUGUUUCAGCACACACUGUGUCUCGGGUUGCGUGUGUCCCCCAGGACUGGUGGCAGAUGGGAACGGGGGCUGUGUUGCUGAGGAAGACUGCCCCUGUGUGCACAACGAGGCCACCUACACACCUGGGGAGACCAUCCGGGUGGACUGUAACACCUGCACGUGCCGGAACCGCCGGUGGGAAUGCACCAACAAGGCCUGCCUGGGUACCUGUGUGGCUUACGGAGACGGCCACUUCAUCACUUUCGACGGAGAGCGCUACAGCUUUGAAGGCAGCUGCGAGUACACUCUAGCUCAGGACUACUGUGGAGGCAAUGCCAGCACCAAUGGGACCUUCCGCAUUGUCACAGAGAAUGUGCCCUGUGGGACCACGGGGACCACCUGCUCCAAGGCCAUCAAGCUCUUUGUGGAGAGCUACGAGCUGAUCCUCCAGGAAGGGAGUUUCAAGGUGGUGGAGAGAGGGCCGCAUGGGGACCUCCCCUACAAGGUCCGCUACAUGGGUAUCUUCCUGGUCAUCGAGACUCGCAGUGGGAUGGUCGUGUCCUGGGACCGGAAGACCAGCGUGUUCAUCCGGUUACAACAGCAUUACAAGGGCAGGGUCUGUGGCCUGUGUGGGAACUUCGAUGACAGCGCCGUCAAUGACUUCACCACGCGGAGCAACUCAGUGGUGGGUGACGCGCUGGAGUUUGGAAACAGCUGGAAGUUCUCACCGACCUGCCCCGAUGCCGCGCUGCCCAAGGAUCCCUGCACCGCCAACCCGCACCGCAAGUCCUGGGCCCAGAAACAGUGCAGCCUCAUCAACAGUGCGACCUUCGCCGCCUGCCGCUCUCAGGUCGACUCCACCAAAUACUAUGAGGCCUGUGUUAGCGACGCGUGCGCCUGCGACUCGGGGGGCGACUGCGAGUGUUUCUGCACAGCCGUGGCCGCCUAUGCCCAGGCCUGCCGCGAUGCGGGCGUGUGCGUGUCCUGGAGGACGCCAGACAUCUGCCCUCUGUUCUGUGACUACUACAACCACCAAGGGGAGUGCGAGUGGCACUACCAGCCCUGCGGAGCCCCCUGCCUGAAGACUUGCCGCAACCCCAGCGGGCGCUGCCUGGUUGACCUGCCCGGCCUGGAAGGCUGCUAUCCAAAAUGCCCACCCAGCCAGCCCUUCUUCAAUGAGGAUCAGAUGAAUUGUGUGGCCCAGUGUGGCUGCUAUGAUGACGAUGGAAACUACCAUGACAUUGGCACACAGGUUCCCACGACUGAGAACUGCCAGAGCUGUCACUGCACCUCUGAUGGCCUCAAGUGUACUCACAACCUGACAGCCUGUAUGUGCACCUAUGAGGGCCACACAUACCGCUACAAGGACGUCAUCUACAAUACCACCGAUGGCCUUGGUGCCUGCUUAACGGCCGUCUGUGGAGACGAUGGAACUCUAAUACGGAAGACUGAGGAAUGUCCCGAAGUCCUGUCCACAACACCAUUCACCUUUACCACAACCCCAGCCCCCUCUACGACAGGCAAGUCUACAUCGGGCUCGCCGCCCACUGUCUCCACCGUGUGUGUUCGUGAGGUCUGUCACUGGUCUACUUGGUAUGAUGGAAGCCAUCCUGAGCCAGGUCUAGAAGGUGGGGACUUCGAAAUAUUUGAGAGGCUGAGACAUAGGGGGUACCCAGUGUGCCAGGACCCUGUCGCCAUCGAGUGCCGUGCGACGCAGUUCCCCAGCAUGCCCUUGCAGGAGCUGGGUCAGAAGGUGGGCUGUGACCUAUCCUGGGGGCUCAUGUGCCUCAACAGCGAGCAGAACCCCCCACUGUGUCACAACUAUGAGAUCCGGGUUCUGUGCUGUGACCACAUACCCUGCAGUCCUUCCUUGUCCACAAGCACUGCCCACUCCCAGCCUAGGACCACUGCAGAGUCCUCCCUGCCAACCAUCACCACCAGGACAGCACACCCUGGAUCUCCGUCCAGCUCCACUUGGACCACAGCAAUGAAAGAGACCACCCUGCACAGGAUACUAACCUCCCAGCCAAACACCACAUUGAGCUCACAGACCGGGUCCACCUCACCACUCAUGACGGUCACCCACUCAGUUAGCAGCUCCCCAACCCUGGGCCCAACUACCUGCCAGCCUCGAUGUCAGUGGACGAAGUGGUUUGAUAAGGACUACCCCAAAUCUAGGAGGACUGGAGGGGACAUUGAGACAUACGAUAAGAUCAGGGCUGCUGGGGAAGACUUCUGUGAGCAGCCGCAGGACAUACAAUGUGAAGCCCAGAACUUUGCUGGCUGGUCCCUGGACAGGCUGCGGCAGCGAGUGUACUGCGAUGUCCGCUUUGGCCUGGUGUGCCACAACAAAGACCAGUCAGGCUUGUUUCCCAUGUGCUACAACUACAAGAUCCGUGUGCUGUGUUGCAGUGACAGCCACUGCCAGGGACCUACCACCACCGUGCUGCCAACCACGACAAGAAUGACGUCCACCAUGACUACCCAGACUCUGACCCUGCCAAAAACCCUGAGGUCCUCCACACCAGUCAUAAUGACCACACAGACAUCCCCGGUAGGCAGCACGAUAGGAACACCCACCGUCACAGGAGGCACCAUCUCCCCAAUGCUCCCGACCAUGAGCCUGGUGCCAGCAACAGGCACAAGCCAGCCAGCAACUUCCCAUGCUCAGACCAGCACCCCAAAGACACAGAUGCCAUCAGGCAGCACAAGUGAGGCCGCCACCACUAAGGGCACCGCCCACUGCCAACCCAAGUGUAAGUGGACAGAAUGGUUCGAUGUGGACUUCCCAACCUCGGGGGUGGCUGACGGGGACAUAGAGACCUACGAGAACAUCAGGGCUGCUGGAGGCAAGCUGUGCCAGGCGCCAGAGAAGAUUGAGUGCCGGAUAGAGAAAUACCCUGAGGUGAGCAUUGACCAGAUCAACCAAGUGGUGACCUGUAGCCUGGACGUAGGUCUGAUCUGCAGGAAUGAGGACCAGACGGGCGAUUUCACCAUGUGCUUUAACUAUAAUGUGCGUGUGCUCUGUUGUGAUGACUAUAGCCAUUGUUCCAGCACAACCACUGCCCUGCCCCCCUCAAUGACCUCCCAGCAGCACACCACUCCUGGGUCCCCUAGCACCAUCCCAGUGCCAACCGCCGUGUCCACCAGUAGCUCCCACACACCUUGGGCCAUAUCCAGCAUGUCCACCAGCACCAGCGCCAUGGAACCAGCCAGCUCCUCUGGGAACACCACAGGCCUCGCCACUACUGCCCCCACAACCCCUCUCCAAGAGACUCACACCUCAUCUAUGCUGACCAGCAGUCCCCCACUGGCCCCCACAACCUCAGAGACAACUUCCACGAAGUGCAAAGUGAAAUGCACAUGGACAGACUGGCUAGACAGUGACCAGCCUCAACCAGGCCGGUAUGAUGGAGACAUAGAGACCUACUACCACAUUGUAGAAACAGGAGGCCAGCUGUGUAUGGAGCCAAUGGACAUUGAAUGUAGGGCUGUUCUCUUUCCCAAUGUGCCUUUGGAGCAGCUGGGCCAGGUGGUGCAGUGUAAUGUGGACUAUGGGCUCAUCUGCAGGAAUAGCAAGCAGGCACACAACCAGACCUGCCUCAACUACCAUAUCCGUGUGCUCUGCUCACACCUGGGAUCCCAGUGGAAUCCCUCACUACUGCCUCCACACCAGCACCCGGAUCCCCCAGCACAUCGGGACCCCUCACCACCGCCUCCACACCAGCACCCGGAUCCCCCAGCACAUCGGGACCCCUCACCACCGCCUCCACACCAGCACCCGGAUCCCCCAGCACAUCGGGACCCCUCACCACCGCCUCCACACCAGCACCCGGAUCCCCCAGCACAUCAGGACCCCUCACCACCGCCUCCACACCAGCACCCGGAUCCCCCAGCACAUCUGGACCCCUCACCACUGCCUCCACAGCAGCACCCGGAUCCCCUGGCACAUCGGGACCCCUCACCACCGCCUCCACACCAGAACCCGGAUCCCCCAGCACAUCGGGACCCCUCACCACCGCCUCCACACCAGCACCCGGAUCCCCCAGCACAUCGGGACCCCUCACCACUGCCUCCACACCAGCACCCGGAUCCCCCAGCACAUCGGGACCCCUCACCACCAGCCUCUACACCAGCACCCGGAACCCCCAGCACAUCAGGACCCCUCACCACUGCCUCCACACCAGCACCCGGAUCCCCCAGCACAUCGGGACCCCUCACCACUGCCUCCAAACCAGCACCUGGAUCCCCCAGCACAUCAGGACCUCUCACCACUGCCUCCACUCCAGCACCCGGAUCCCCCAGCACAUCGGGACCCCUCACCACUGCCUCCACACCAGAACCGGGAUACCCCACACAUCGGGACCCCUCACCACCGCCUCCACACCAGCACCCGGAUCCCCCAGCACAUCAGGACCCCUCACCACUGCCUCCACACCAGCACCUGGAUCCCCCAGCACAUCGGGACCUCUCACCACUGCCUCCACACCAGCACCAGGAUCCCCCAGCACAUCUGGACCCCUCACCACUGCCUCCACACCAGCACCCGGAUCCCCCAGCCCAUCGGGACCCCUCACCACCGCCUCCACACCAGCACCCGGAUCCCCCAGCACAUCUGGACCCCUCACCACUGCCUCCACAGCAGCACCCGGAUCCCCCAGCACAUCGGGACCCCUCACCACCACCUCUACACCAGCACCCGGAACCCCCAGCACAUCGGGACCCCUCACCACCACCUCCACACCAGCACCCGGAUCCCCCAGCACAUCAGGACCCCUCACCACUGCCUCCACACCAGCACCCGGAUCCCCCAGCACAUCAGGACCCCUCACCACUGCCUCCACACCAGCACCUGGAUCCCCCAGCACAUCAGGACCCCUCACCACUGCCUCCACACCAGCACCUGGAUCCCCCAGCACAUCGGGACCUCUCACCACUGCCUCCACACCAGCACCCGGAUCCCCCAGCACAUCUGGACCCCUCACCACUGCCUCCACACGAGCACCUGGAUCCCCCAGCACAUCAGGACCCCUCACCACCGCCUCCACACCAGCACCCGGAUCCCCCAGCACAUCGGGACCCCUCACCACUGCCUCCACACGAGCACCUGGAUCCCCCAGCACAUCAGGACCCCUCACCACCGCCUCCACACCAGCACCCGGAUCCCCCAGCACAUCGGGACCCCUCACCACUGCCUCCACACCAGCACCUGGAUCCCCCAGCACAUCAGGACCCCUCACCACUGCCUCCACACCAGCACCCGGAUCCCCCAGCACAUCGGGACCCCUCACCACUGCCUCCACACCAGAACCCGGAUCCCCCGGCACAUCUGGACCCCUCACCACUGCCUCCACACCAGCACCCGGAUCCCCCAGCACAUCGGGACCCCUCACCACCGCCUCCACACCAGCACCCGGAUCCCCCAGCACAUCGGGACCCCUCACCACUGCCUCCACACCAGCACCUGGAUCCCCCAGCACAUCAGGACCCCUCACCACUGCCUCCACACCAGAACCCGGAUCCCCCGGCACAUCGGGACCCCUCACCACUGCCUCCACACCAGCACCCGGAUCCCCCAGCACAUCGGGACCCCUCACCACUGCCUCCACACCAGAACCCGGAUCCCCCAGCACAUCGGGACCCCUCACCACCACCUCUACACCAGCACCCGGAUCCCCCAGCACAUCUGGACCCCUCACCACUGCCUCCACACCAGCACCCGGAUCCCCCAGCACAUCGGGACCCCUCACCACCACCUCUACACCAGCACCCGGAUCCCCCAGCACAUCUGGACCCCUCACCACCGCCUCCACACCAGCACCCGGAUCCCCCAGCACAUCGGGACCCCUCACCACUGCCUCCACACCAGCACCCGGAUCCCCCAGCACAUCGGGACCCCUCACCACUGCCUCCACACCAGCACCCGGAUCCCCCAGCACAUCUGGACCCCUCACUACUACGUUCUCACCAGCACCCCAAUCCUCUAUUCCAUCCUCUGUUGCCUCCACAGCCACUAGUCCAUGGACCUCAGGGUGCCUCCACAGAGUCCACAACCUCAGCACCCUCAGCCACAGCCACAGCCACAAGCACAACCCUGGCUCGCAGCUCACCCCCCUUGCAGACCACGGCUGGAUCCAGCGCUGCUCCACACACCGCCCCCAGCACCCCAGAGAUGACUUCCCCAGGCUGCAAGCCUCAGUGUUCUUGGACAGACUGGUUGGACUACAGCUCUCCCAUCCCUGGGGACUCUGGCGGCGAGUUUGAGACCUACACCAACAUCCGGGCAGCUGGAGUGGCCAUCUGUGAGCAGCCCCUGGAGCUGGAAUGUCGGGCUGAGUCCCGACCCAGCGUCCCUCUGCAGGAGCUGGGCCAGGUGGUGAAUUGCAGCCUGGAGUUUGGUCUGAUAUGCAGGAACCAGGACCAGGCUGGGCCCUUCAAGAUAUGCCUCAACUACCAUAUCCGGGUUUUCUGCUGUGAUGACUACAGCCACUGCCCAAGUACCCCACCCAGCACCGCAAUGUCCACCCGAUCCUGGCCCACUCACAGCCCCCUGGCCUCCAGUACAACCUUGGGGUCCUCCAGCACUAAGCAGGCUUUGCAAACAAGUCUUCCCUUCAGUUCCUCAAUGGCAGGCACCUCAGCUGUCCCAUGGACCACACCUCCUGGCUCCAGCUGUGCGCCGCGGUGCACGUGGACAGACUGGUUUGAUGAGGACUAUCCCACCCCCGGCCCCAGUGGUGGGGACUUUGAGACCUAUUCAGUUCUCCGCGCAGCCGGCCUCGUGUUCUGCGAGCACCCCCGGGACAUACAGUGCCGCUCUGAGAGACAGCCAGACAAACCCCUGGAGGCCUUGGAGCAGGUGGUCCAGUGUGAUGUGCGUGUGGGGCUCAUUUGCAGAAACGUCAACCAACCUGGGCGCUUGCAGUACUGCCACAACUUCCACGUGCGCCUGCUGUGCUGUGACGAUUCCAGCCAUUGCGCCACCUCACCUGUGGCCACCGGCUCCACCGUGUCACCCUCCUCGGCCCCAGAGUCCAGGCACACCUCCCCAGCUUUGACCCCCACAGCCGCAAGCUUCGUCGGGUUCUCCUCUGGCAGACCAGAGAGCCCCAGCACCUCUGCGGUCCCCUCCAGCAGCCAGCUGACCUUCAGUGAGUCCACCGUCUCCCCACGCCUCAGCACCCCCGGAUCCAUCAUGAUGUCCAGCCCUACCUCUUCCCCAGAACCCUGCUUCUGCCGAGUACUUGGACAACUCUUCUCACCUGGGGACAUAAUCUACAAUAAGACCGACAAAGCCGGCUGCCACUUCUACGCCAUGUGCAACCAGCACUGUGACAUCGACCGCUUCCAGGGUGCCUGCCCCACCUCCUUGCCUCCCAUGUCCUCCACCCCUACGCCUCCAUCCCCUCCAUCCCCUGGCUGUGAUAACGCCAUCCCUCCCAGAAAGGUGAACGAGUCCUGGAUCCUGGAAAAUUGCACAGUGGCCAGGUGUGAUGGUGAUAACCGUGUCAUCCUCCUGGAGCCAGAGCCUGUGGACACAAUCACCUGUGUGAACGAGCACUUGCCUAUCAAAGUGUGGGACCAGAGCCAGCCCUGCCGUUUCCACUACGAAUGCGAGUGCUUCUGCAGCGGGUGGGGGCAUUCGCACUAUCUGACAUUCGACGGCACCUCCUAUACCUUCUGGGAAAACUGCACCUCAGUGCUCAUGAGAGAGAUCCGCCCUAGCCGUGGCAACCUGAGCAUCCUCAUGCACAGCCAAUACUGUGUGGCCAACACCUCCCACUGUCCCCGCGCCCUCAGUGUGCGCUACAACUCCAUGGAGAUCGUCCUCACCACAACCAACAGCAGUGGGGAAGAGGAGAGCCUGAUCCUACUGGACCAGAUACGGAUGAACUGGAGCUUCAGCAAAAACGGCGUGAGUGUGUCUGUGACCGGGGCCACCAUGAUGGGUGUCCACAUUCCUGCCGUGGGCGCCAGCAUCACCUUCGAUGGGCACGUAUUCCAGAUUCGGCUGUCUUACGGCCUCUUCAAGUACAACACGGAGGGCCAGUGUGGCACCUGCACCAACAGCCAGAUUGACGACUGCCGCCGGCCAGAUGGCACCAUGGCUCCCACCUGCCGGGACAUGGCCCAGUCCUGGCAGGUGCCUGAGAACAGCACAGAUGGCUGUUCAGCCUCUCCCAGCCCGGCCCCAAGCACCAGUCCCCUGCCGUCAGUGGCCACCACGCCUACUUCUGCUCCGUGCCCCUCCAUGCCACUCUGUGAGCUGAUGUUAAGCCCGGUCUUCGCGGAGUGUCACAGCCUGAUCCCACCAAGCGUCUUCGUCAAGACCUGCCUCAGUGACCACUGCCAGAGCAACUCCACCGAGAUGCCGUGCCAGAGCCUGGAGGUCUAUGCGGGGCUCUGCCGGGCCCGGGGCGUGUGCGCAGACUGGCGUGUCGCCACCGGAGGGCUAUGCAACUUCUCCUGUCCGCCCACCAAGGUGUACAGGUCUUGCGGUCCCGUGCAACCUGAGUUCUGUGACUUCAGGCCCCAGGGUCCUGUGACUGGGAUGCAGGCCGAAGGCUGCUUCUGCCCCCAGGGUCAUCUCCCCUUCAACUCACACGUGGACAUCUGCGUGUCAGAGUGCCCCUGCGUAGGACCAGACGGGUUUCCCAAGUUUCCUGGAGAGCGGUGGGUCAGCAACUGCCAGGCCUGCGUGUGCGACGCGAGCUCCGUGUCGGUGCAGUGUGAACCGGUGCAGUGCCAGGCCCAGGACGGGUCCCCGCAGUGCACGCAGGCUGGCUAUGUGAAUGUGACCAGGCCCCAGGCUGACAACCCAUGCUGCCCUGAGACACUGUGUGUCUGCAACACCACCACCUGCCCCCAGAGCCCUCCUGAGUGUGGGCCAGGACAAGAAGUGGUCCAGACCCAGGAGGAGGGAGAGUGCUGCCCGACCUUCAGCUGCCGACCCAAGUUAUGCACUUACAACAGUACCUUCUAUGGGGUUGGCGCAACCUUCCACUCAGUCACUCCCUGCCACACGUGUACCUGCGUCUUGCUGGACACCCAGGACCCAGCAGUGCAGUGUGAGGAGGAUGUGUGCCGCACUACCUGCCCCCCGGGCUUUGAAUACGUACCAGUGGCCGGGCAGUGCUGUGGAGAAUGUGUGCAGAAUGCCUGCCUCACGCCAGAUGGGAGGCCAGUGCAGCCCAACACAACCUGGGUGAAUAGCCGUGUGGACAACUGCACCAAGUAUCGCUGCGAGGCUGAGGGAGGGAUCUACGUGCUGACGCCGAACCCCACACCUUGCCCUGAUAUUUCCAGCUGUCUGGGGACCGUAAAGAGAACUGGCUGCUGCUAUACCUGUGAGGAAAUGGACUUCUGUCAAGUGCGCACCAACAUGACCAUUCUGAAGCACCAGGGCUGUGCAACCAAGGCGGCAGUCAAUGUCACCUUCUGCGAGGGUUCCUGCCCUGGGGUGUCCAGGUACUCCAUGGAGACCCAAUCCAUGCAUCACCAAUGCACCUGCUGCCAGGAGAGCAGGGUCCACAUAGUGACUGUGACCAUGCAAUGUCCUGAUGGCACAUCCAUCCCAUACACCUACACCGAGGUGGAGGAGUGCAGCUGCACUCUGUCCUGCAAACCCCUGCCCAUGGCAUCCGGGAACACUCUUGCCUAG
Messenger RNA from Jaculus jaculus (lesser Egyptian jerboa), 12126 nucleotides. RefSeq names its product mucin 5B, oligomeric mucus/gel-forming (gene Muc5b). The record is from RefSeq and is a predicted model, not a curated record. The coding region runs from base 1 to 12126 and encodes 4041 amino acids. The transcript is spliced from 53 exons. Gene Ontology annotation, molecular function: protein binding. Gene Ontology annotation, cellular component: extracellular matrix. Lineage: Eukaryota; Metazoa; Chordata; Mammalia; Rodentia; Dipodidae.